Messenger RNA from Balaenoptera acutorostrata (minke whale), 5034 nucleotides. RefSeq names its product tripartite motif containing 9 (gene TRIM9). Lineage: Eukaryota; Metazoa; Chordata; Mammalia; Artiodactyla; Balaenopteridae. Gene Ontology annotation, molecular function: zinc ion binding; protein binding. The transcript is spliced from 13 exons. Bases 205 to 2592 code for a protein of 795 amino acids. The record is from RefSeq and is a predicted model, not a curated record.
GGUUGGCGCUCGGCGCCGCGGUUCGGUGGCUCACUGAGAGAGCGCCUCACAGGGAGUCGGCGCCUAAGCGACGCGGGAAGGCGCCACUGCCAACGCCACCGCCGCCGCUGCUGGCCAAGGUGCUGGACACGACAGGCCGGCGGCCACCUCGUCAGUUCAGGCUCCAGUUGCAGCCGCCUCUGCUUCGCUCCCAGCCAGGUCCCCAUGGAAGAGAUGGAAGAAGAGUUAAAAUGCCCCGUGUGCGGCUCCUUCUAUCGGGAGCCCAUCAUCCUGCCCUGCUCUCACAAUAUAUGUCAGGCGUGCGCCCGCAACAUCCUGGUGCAGACCCCGGAGUCGGAGUCCCCCCAGAGCCGACGGGCCUCGGGCUCCGGGGUCUCCGACUAUGAUUAUCUGGACCUUGACAAGAUGAGCCUGUACAGCGAGGCGGACAGCGGCUAUGGCUCCUACGGGGGGUUCGCCAGCGCCCCCACUACCCCGUGCCAGAAGUCCCCCAACGGCGUCCGUGUGUUCCCCCCGGCUAUGCCGCCACCGGCCACCCACCUGUCACCGGCCUUGGCCCCGGUGCCCCGCAACUCCUGUAUCACCUGCCCCCAGUGCCACCGCAGCCUCAUCCUGGAUGACCGGGGUCUCCGCGGCUUCCCCAAGAACCGCGUCCUGGAAGGGGUAAUUGACCGCUACCAGCAGAGCAAAGCGGCGGCCCUUAAGUGCCAGCUUUGCGAGAAGGCACCCAAGGAGGCCACCGUCAUGUGCGAACAGUGCGAUGUCUUCUACUGUGAUCCGUGCCGCCUGCGCUGCCACCCGCCCCGGGGGCCCCUAGCCAAGCACCGCCUGGUGCCCCCGGCCCAGGGCCGCGUGAGCCGGCGGCUGAGCCCAAGAAAGGUCUCCACCUGCACAGACCACGAGCUGGAGAACCACAGCAUGUACUGCGUGCAGUGCAAGAUGCCCGUGUGCUACCAGUGCUUGGAGGAGGGCAAACACUCCAGCCACGAAGUCAAGGCUCUAGGAGCCAUGUGGAAACUGCACAAGAGCCAGCUCUCCCAGGCGCUGAACGGGCUGUCGGACAGGGCCAAGGAAGCCAAGGAGUUCCUGGUGCAGCUGCGCAACAUGGUCCAGCAGAUCCAGGAGAACAGCGUGGAGUUUGAGGCCUGCCUGGUAGCUCAGUGUGAUGCCCUCAUCGACGCCCUCAACAGGAGGAAAGCCCAGCUGCUUGCCCGUGUCAACAAGGAGCACGAGCACAAGCUAAAGGUGGUUCGAGAUCAGAUCUCUCACUGCACAGUGAAAUUGCGCCAGACCACGGGUCUCAUGGAGUACUGCCUGGAGGUGAUUAAGGAAAAUGAUCCUAGUGGCUUUUUGCAGAUUUCUGACGCCCUCAUAAGGAGAGUGCACCUGACUGAGGAUCAGUGGGGGAAAGGCACGCUCACUCCCAGGAUGACCACGGACUUCGACUUGAGUCUGGACAACAGCCCUCUGCUGCAGUCUAUCCACCAGCUCGACUUUGUGCAGAUGAAAACUUCCUCUCCAGUCCCAGCGACCCCCAUCCUACAGCUGGAGGAGUGCUGCACCCACAACAACAGCGCUACGCUGUCUUGGAAACAGCCGCCCCUGUCCACGGUGCCCGCCGACGGAUACAUUCUGGAGCUGGAUGACGGCAAUGGUGGUCAGUUCCGGGAAGUGUAUGUUGGAAAGGAGACCAUGUGCACCGUGGAUGGUCUUCACUUCAACAGCACAUACAAUGCUCGCAUCAAGGCCUUCAACAAAACAGGAGUCAGCCAGUACAGCAAGACCCUGGUCCUCCAGACGUCCGAGGACACAGAUUCAGAAGAACAGACAGUCCCUUUUCCAGUGCCUUCGGAAAGAUUGCCGCUCCGUAGAAUGAGUCCUUUCUCCUCCACCCUUAAUCUACAGCCCAGCUUCCCCAGGAGAUCCUACUUUGAUUUCCGGCCCUCACCCCAUCAGCUGAGCUUGCAUUCCUCUUUACAGUCUCUCAAUGCACCGGGAUGCAAUUUUGAGACACAAUCUGCACCUUACUCUCAAUUAGUUGAUAUUAAAAAGCUGUUGGCAGUGGCCUGGUUUGCUUUUGACCCUGGCUCGGCGCACUCUGACAUCAUCUUCUCCAAUGACAACCUGACUGUGACCUGCAGUAGCUACGAUGACCGGGUGGUGCUGGGGAAGACUGGCUUCUCCAAAGGCGUCCACUACUGGGAGCUCACGGUGGAUCGCUAUGACAACCACCCAGACCCUGCCUUUGGCGUGGCUCGCAUCGACGUGAUGAAGGAUGUGAUGUUAGGAAAGGACGACAAAGCCUGGGCAAUGUAUGUGGAUAAUAACCGGAGCUGGUUCAUGCACAACAACUCGCACACCAACAGAACUGAGGGAGGGAUCACAAAGGGGGCCACGAUCGGGAUCCUCCUAGACUUAAACAGAAAAACCUUGACAUUUUUUAUCAACGACGAGCAGCAAGGUCCCAUCGCGUUUGAGAACGUGGAAGGGCUGUUCUUCCCGGCAGUCAGCCUGAACAGGAACGUGCAGGUCACGCUUCACACGGGGCUCCCAGUCCCCGACUGCUACUCGAGCAGAGCGUCAAUAGCCUAAAGAUGUGCUGUGGAGGCGCCAGCUGCCUGUUCUCACCUCCGCCUGAGCGCAACAGCAAGGAGCUCAGCCAGAGCUGGAGGGAAACGGAGGAGGAGAGAGAUGCUGGUCCUCACACCCCGCAGCCCCCCUUUCCCUCCAGCCUCUCUACUGCUGUAAAGCCUGCUUUCUCUUCCAUGUUCAGCAAUUCUAACCAACGGAAGACCUAGACAGCCCACCAUGUCACUUUGUUUCCACAGCCAGAUUUUGCUUUUAUUUACAUUAUUUUUUUUUAAUGUAGGUGAGUUAUCUUUUCUUUCUCCUUUGAUCAUGUCAUUGGUGACUUACUGAACUGGCACUGCCAAGAGAAAAUUCUCCUGAUAACUUUUUUCUUAAACUUUCUGUCAAAGAGGUAGGUAGUAGGGAGAGGUAAGGAAGAAUGAGCUGAAUUUGGAGCUGGCCGUUUAGAAUGUUCUUGAAUGUUCUUGUCCUGUGACCUCUCAUGCAGCGUUAGCUCUGCAAAGCUAGUCUUUUCAGCAAUGAAAAGUUUUACUAUCCACUGAAGCACAAAAAUAUCAGCAACACGACUACACAAAGACAGAUGGGUAGGCUCACAGGACAGCUAGGUCAUUAGGACAGGCCAGAAAAUCUGGUCACUGAAUGAAAUUGGAAGGUCUCUAAAUAUAGGCAGGGCAGGGGACUUCAUGAUUUGGUUCAUUUAUUUACAAGUUUUUAAUUGAGAACCGAUUCUGGACCAGGCACUGUUCUAGACAAUGGAGACAGAGUGGUGAAUACACAGGUGUGGUCUCUGCCCUCCUGGAGCUUAUAUUGUCCUAGGAGAACAAAUCAAAAAUAAAAUUAUUACAAAUUGUUAUUAGUAUUAGGAAGGAAAUAAACAAGGGCCAAAGAGGCUCAUUGGUAAGAUCUUUCAGAUCCCCUAGAAUGAUGCUAAAAAUCCAUAUAUUCUGGCCAUAGCACCAGAAACACACCAACUCAAUGCCUUUUCAACUGUGCUAUUUUAAUUAUGGUACCUGCUGCCAUUCACCACAGAGUCCUUCUUUGGUAGAAAUGAUGUCAGCAUUCUUAUUUGUUAAUGCUGCAAUGAUACUAAGCCUUAAAAAUAAAUGUGAAAAAAAGUUAAUGACCAGAAGGAGGAGGACUCAUUGUCCGUAAUGGAGGAUCUUAAGUUGCAGUUCACAGCAUUCACAUUCUCAGGAUUAAUGCGCUUGUCUCCGUGUAGACUCACUAUCUGUGCCUGUUACAAAAGAACAAUCCAUCCUCUCUGCUGCCAUUCACAUCCCAACUUUCUGGAAUUGUUCAAAUAAUGUUUGGGAGGAAAUGAAAUUGUAGGUCAUUGCUAUGAUGGAUAGCAGAAUAAUAAGCUUAUUACUUCCGUGUAGAGAUAGACUUAUAUAAGCUACCCUUCAGAUCCUUUUGUUUGACAUGAAGUUUUAGAAAAUGUAGCACCUAGAAAGAGGUUCUGGUUAGUUGUCUAAAUAUUUGCCAGGGAGCCAAGAAAUUCACCAUGAAAAAAAAAACAAGAAUAACAAAAGGGAAGAGGUAGGAUGGGAAAGCUAACAAAUUAAAGUUUGGGCAAAAAGUAAUAUAUGUAAAUAGCUAAUAAUUUACUUUUGGGCUUACUUUAUUUAGAUUAUUUCUAUCAGCUGUGGUGUUUUUCUAGUUAAGUGUCCCUGAUUUAUUGAAUAGGUGCUAUCCUGUUUGUGUCCACCUUGGUUUUUCUUGGCUACAGAAACAUUCUGUUGCAGGCCAACACUAAUUUGAUAUAUGAUUUAUGCUCCAAUGAGACUCGAUGGCUGGGCCGCGGUAGACUCAUAGUUACUCUUGUUCCUUAUUAAAUUCAUCCUGCUAAUCAGAUUUCUAGUGACCGGUAACACGUAGUUUACACAGAAUUGCAGUUAUAGAUGCAUACAGACACUGUACUAGAACAGAUGGAUAUUUCUGGUGUGCCAAUAAAUGGUUUUUAUGAGAGGCCAUCCUAUGUCUCUUUAGAAUUUCUUAGUUUUUGCCUUUUGGGGACGACAAUUCGCCUUUGUCAGAGCAAAGUGUCAUUGGAAGGUCCCGCAGAGCUCGGGAAAACACCUGCACUUCAUUCCAUCUCCUCAGGAGCCUUGCACUGUCGCCUAGUGGUGCUGACCUCCUGAAUCUUAACUUAGUAUGAAACAUUAACAGCGAGAUGCUGUUGAGGGUUUGCCUCCAAACACUGGGGACUUACCUUAACAAACCUGCUCCUAGAAGCUCCACAAACUUGUACUGCAAGAUACAGUGUCACUGACUUUUUCUAACCUGGUUCCUUCACCACUUCUUGGAGUGGCUAAGCAAUACGAUUGUUUUUAAAUAAUUAGAACAACUAGCCUUUUCAAAUGAACAGCCUUGGUUUUAUAUUAAAAGGAAAACAUGAUCUAAAAGCAUAUCGAAAGCACGAGUUAAAUCCAUUUCACCUGCCUU